Messenger RNA from Patella vulgata (common limpet), 1745 nucleotides. RefSeq names its product GATOR complex protein NPRL3. Lineage: Eukaryota; Metazoa; Mollusca; Gastropoda; Patellidae. The transcript is spliced from 14 exons. The coding region runs from base 99 to 1745 and encodes 548 amino acids. The record is from RefSeq and is a predicted model, not a curated record. Gene Ontology annotation, cellular component: GATOR1 complex. Gene Ontology annotation, biological process: positive regulation of autophagy; TORC1 signaling; negative regulation of TORC1 signaling.
ACCGUAGGGGUUAUCUUCCCUUGAACAAGCAGUCGACUAAACUUGGUGUAGGCCUCGAAGAACAUUAAACUUAUAAAUAAUACACCAUAAUUAUCUGUAUGGAUCCCCUUGAAAUUUUACUGGUUACAUCAGGAACAAGAGGGGAGAGACUUCUAUUUAGAUAUCCAUUUGAAUCAGAUGACAAGGACAGAAAAUCAAGCAAAGCUGUUAACAGAAAUCCAUAUGCAGUAAAGAUUGCUGAAGAUAUUCAAAGCCAAAGAUGUGAUGAAAAGAUUGGAACUGAGAAAUGCAGAUUCAGCAACACUUUAUUAGCCAGUUUGUUGGCACCAAAAUCAACACUGUGUUACCAAAAUUUUGAUCUUAAAAUAGACGAUAUCAGAUUUAUUGGAUUCCCCGUCCUACUACAUGAGACUUUACCAAAACAAACAGGACACAGAAUUAUAACAGUAAAUGUAGUUUUUGCUCUAAAGGCAAAUUUAGAGAAAUUUAUUAUAGACAGAUUCCACAUUAUAUGUAAACAACUGACAGUAGCAAUACAACAUGAAGAAAGACGAUGUAAUUAUUUAUCAGUGCAAGCUAAAGUUAUGAUGGCAUUACAUGAUGAAAUGGCCGCACGCACAGAAGAUUGUUUGGAAUCACCUUAUAAACUGAUUCUUCAAAAAAGUCAACUGGCAAAUGAAUUAAAACAAGUGUUUGACAGUUUAUGUUCUACUGGUGUCGUUCGAAUGUAUUUAAAUAACUGGAUAGAGAUCAAUGUUUGUUUACCAACAAUAUACAAUGAUUUUCUACCUUCCUCGUCUUCUAAAUGUGAUUUUAGUGCUAUAGAGAAGUGUAUUUCUGGUUUAAGGCCAUACCAUGGUGUAUUGUUAACUGUAGAUGAACAAGCAUUAUUAGAUUCAUUACCAAUGGAUAGUACUCCAGCAUUAACUAGAUUAGUAAAGGCAACCAGUCCCCUUAAAAAUAUACAAACCAUUGCCUUAGAUGCUGAUCUAAGUCUUUCACAGGUCUUUCAGUUAGUUUGUCAUCUAAUUUAUUGGGCAAAAGCUAUAAUAAUUUAUCCACUAUGUGAAACCAACACUUAUAUCAUAUCACCACAUGCAAAUAUAUAUGUGAAUUCCAAUCUAGUACAGAUAUUUGUUGAUGAGUUUCCUGGUAAGAAUCUUCAUGUUGAGUUGGCUGAAUUUUCUCUACCCAAACAAUUACGAGAUGGCAACAUAUUUGAACAUCGUUACAAACAGGCACAAAGUGUAAAGAUGGUGAUAUGGUUAUUACAGCAUCAAUUAUUGAUGCAAUUACAUAAAUAUAUAUCUAUUAUAGCACCUAAAUAUAAAUAUGAUAUAGAUCCAGAUAAACAGACUGAUACACCACAAGUUAUAGAGGAAGAUAUCUUUAGUGUUUUAUUAGAUGAUAAUCAUCUAACUAGAACUCAUAGUUUAUCAGAUUUAGCUUCAGUGAACAGUGAUGAAAGUUUUGGCGGUGUACAACUCGACAACCAUGAACCGAUUGUAGCACAGAUGAAUAGUGAUGUUUUAAAAGCCAUUAAAAGUUUACCUGCUGCCAAAAAUGUUGAAGAUUUAAAAUUCUUUUUAAAACUGUGUCCUUAUUUUAAUGGAAAAUGUCACAUAGAAGAAAUAAUGUUUUAUGAGAAUAUAUCUAGAUCACAAAUUACCACGUUACUGGACAAGUUUAAGGACAUUCUAGUGGUUUAUUCCCACCAAGAUCCUGCUACAACAUUUUUUACAUGA